UAUAUAAAAAAUCCACAGAGAAUGAAAUUUACAUAUUUUCAAAUCUUCAAAAGUUGAGACCAGAAGAAGAGAACUCAUGGAGAUGACAGAAGCUUCCAAACCGAUAACAACAGAAGAAUCAGCAAAUCCAGAACCAGACCAAAUCUUGAGUCCAAGAAGAUCAUUGGAGCUAAAUCAAAGAAAAUGGUGGAUCUCUGUUUCUUUAUGUAUUUUCUUAGUCUUGCUCGGAGAUUCUCUCGUCAUGCUUCUCUUGAACUUUUUCUAUGAUCAAAACAAUCGAGAAGACAGUGAUCAAGAUCUACAAUACCAAGGAACAUGGUUGCAAGCUCUGGUCCAAAACGCUGCGUUUCCACUCCUCAUCCCUCUGUUUUUCAUUUUCCCUUCACCAAAACAAAACCAAGAAACCAACAAUACUCGUUUCCUCUCUUUUCGUCUCCUCUUACUUUACAUCUCUCUUGGUGUUCUUGUUGCUGCUCACAGCAAAUUGUUUGCACUCGGGAAAUUAUAUGCAAACUAUGGCGUCUUCACGCUCAUUUCCGCGACACAGUUGACAUUUACCGCUAUUUUCACAGCCAUCAUUAACCGUUUCAAGUUCACCAGAUGGAUUAUCUUAUCGAUAAUCCUCACCAUUUUGAUUUAUGUUUUUGGUAGUCCUGAAUUUGGAGGAGAGCCUGAUGAAAACGAAGAAUUCUACAACAUCCAAGCUUGGUUAACUUUCGCUGCUUCAGUUGCUUUCGCAUUAUCUCUCUGUUUAGUCCAACUCGGUUUCGAGAAAGUGUUGGUGAAGACAAAGAGAUAUGGUAAUAAAAAAGUGUUUAGAAUGGUCUUAGAGAUGCAAAUAUGUGUCUCUUUUGUCGCCACGGUUGUUUGUCUCGUGGGUAUGUUUGCGAGUGGCGAGAAUAAGGAACUGCAAGGCGAUAGCCACAACUUUAAGAAAGGAGAAAUGUAUUACGUUAUGAGUUUGAUCGGGUUGGCAUUGUCCUGGCAGGUUUGGGCGGUCGGGCUGAUAGGUUUGGUGCUUUAUGUUUCGGGUGUGUUUGGCGAUGUGGUUCAUAUGUGUACUUCCCCACUUGUGGCUUUGUUUGUUGUGUUGGCAUUUGAUUUCAUGGAUGAUGAGUUUAGUUGGCCUAGAAUUGGUACUUUGAUAGCAACACCUUUGGCUUUAGGAUCUUACUUCUAUACACUGCAUAAGAGAAACAAAAAGAAGAUGGUGGAACUUUACCAAACAGAGAACAAUAUUGAAGUUUAGUAUCUCAUGACAAAUGUAUGUUUGUGUUUUAAAAUAUGUUCUUGUUCUGAAAACUAUGUUACAUAUUUGUUAAUUGUUUUAGUUUGAAUUUUUGUAUUUAUUUUUUA
Molecule: messenger RNA, 1356 nt
Organism: Arabidopsis lyrata subsp. lyrata
Lineage: Eukaryota; Viridiplantae; Streptophyta; Magnoliopsida; Brassicales; Brassicaceae
Product: probable purine permease 18
Exons: 1
Coding region: 77-1249 (390 amino acids)
Cellular component (GO): membrane
Molecular function (GO): purine nucleoside transmembrane transporter activity
Source: RefSeq, a predicted model, not a curated record